AUAGCUAGACAAUUUAGCAUUGUAAUUUACUGAAGUUGGUAGUUAUCUUCUCUGGGUCCCCCCUCGUAGUUUUGUUACUUAUGUGCGCUGUUCUUUUGUUUGCUGUCAAUUUUAGAGCCGAUACAGAGCCUUUUGUAGGAAUGAAGUGUAUUCGGUUGCAUCUUAAGAGCUGUACAUAGCCUACUAUUUGACCUGAAAAACCUUUCAACUUUGGCCGUAGACUGUCACUGUCAAAUACAAGUUUGUUAUUGUAGCCUGUAAAUAGUCAGGUGGAGGAAAGAAGGGGGGGAAAGAGGUAACUUCUAUCGAAAUACUGUAUCCUACUUGUAACACUUUUAGGUCAUGAGUGUAUAUCAAUUACACUGUCAUGUAUGUUGGAGGCAAAGCCACUCCUUUAACCCUAUCUGAAUUUGUUUUUUUUUCCGCUCCAUAUUAACAAUUAAUAACGAACAUCCGGUGGUGGUGGUGGUGACUGCUGCGCCCCAAAUUUGUUUUUUUUUUGGUGGUGUGCGCGAGAAUAUUUAGGGAUUAUCCUGGUCUGGAAAUUUAGUUUCUUCAGAUUAAUCCGGUCACAGAUGGUCCAUAUUUGGCCUGACCCAGGAGACGCCGUCUUCCUCGUCCUCCAGCGUACCAAACCGGGACAGCAGUGGGUCGCGGCGUGUCACAGCUGAACGUGCACCCUGAACACCCAACACCACCCUCCACCUCGGGCAUGCCUCAGCCGGGCAUGAAUGGGAUGGAGCCUGCAUUUGGCGAGGCAUAUGGGAGCCGGAGUUGUUUCCUGAGCCACUACCCCCUGGCAGUCUCUCCCCUGGGGGGCAGGACUGAAUAUGACCAGAGCGUGCUCCUGACAUUGGGCUCCCCAGCGACGCCGCGGAAACGGCCCUUCGAGUUGCUAAGCGACCUGGUGGACGAUGGGGGCUUUGGUGAGGAGCUGCACACGGAGCGCUGGGAUGUUUCGGCGCUGGACGACAUCACGCGCUACACCAAGCUGGGCCUCGGGGGGGAGCUGGCUAGUGCGGAGGACGCCGUGCUAAUGGGCCGCUGGGGCGGGACCAGGGAGGAGGAGGAGGAGGAAGAGGAGGAGAGGAGGAAGAGGAAGGCACAGGCCCUAGCUCAGCAGACGUCGCAUGUAACCGUGACGACUGUAACACAUCUCCACGGAAACGACGUCACAAUGACCCCCGACCCCUGCCUAGGCCGGGCCCAGAGAGGAAGGGUGGACAAAGAGGGUCUGGAUGUUCCCAUAGAGACGGAGUUGGGGGCAGUCAAAGGAGACGCACCGGCCGGGGGAAGGAGGAUCCCUACAGUGGAGGUGUACCAGGUGGCUGAGAAGGAGGUUGCCACGGAGGCAUCUGUCGCAAGGGCUGAGGUCGUAGCCACGGUGACGGACACGUCUGGGAUUCUUCCCAGGGGGUCAGUGUUGGAGCACAACUACUCUCUGACCCAGGGGGGAGACCGACCCAGCUCUGAGACUGAGACAGAGGAGGAGGAAGAGGGGGUGGGGCAGAUAGAGAAGAGGGGGGAGGAGGUAUUAGUGGUGGAGGAAGAGGAGGAGGAGGAGGAGGAAGAAGAAGAAGAAGAGGAGGAAGAGGAGGAGGAAGAGGAUGGUGCAGGAGAUGAGACCACGGUGGAAGCAGAACUUUCCAGCUCAUCCGAAACUGAAUGUGAACUGGAACCAGAUAGGGGGCGUGGGCCCGGGGAGAGGCCCCAGAAGAGAAGGUGUUUCUGGGAGUACCGCCACGCUCACGCACGGGACUCUGGGAGACAGAAAACCUGUGGAGAAGUCAGAUGGUCCCUCUCCUGGAGCUCUAGCACCCUACCCAGUACCCUUUACCGCAGAGAGGGGAAGAAGGGAAGGCGCAAAGCGCGGAAGACUGACGCCAGCGACCUGACCCCUAACCCCGUGAAGCUGACCAAUAUCGGAGAACAGUUGCAGAAACUAAACGCCGCCAUCGGCGGGAUGGGCCCUGUGAAUGACCUGCCUGUGGUGGCCCGGGCCCGCUCACGGAAAGAGAAGAACAAACUGGCCUCCAGGGCCUGUCGUUUGAAGAAAAAAGCGCAGCAUGAAGCCAACAAGAUCAAGCUGUGGGGACUGAACCAGGAGUACGAUAACCUAUUGGGGGCGUUACUGCGGAUCAAGGAGGUGAUUCGCCAGCGGGUGGAGAGUAGCGGCGAGGAAGUGGACAGCGAUGAACGAGGCAUGACACAAAGACUGGAGGAUAUACUGAAGGAGUCCAGUGGUCCAUUGGUGGCUGGACGGACCAAAGAGUUUGUACAGAGGAUCUUGGAGGGGAGCGGGGGGGCGCAGGCCAAGGCGGGGGCCAGACGGAUGACCCCAACCCCCCUCGCAGAGGAGACUGCUGCCUAACAGAUGACCCCGCCCCACCCCACCCCCCCCGGCUGGCAGGAGACGAAACCUCCUUCUAACGUGCUCCUGUUCCACCAACACCACCCCCCAGACAGCCACUCAUCGUCUCUGUCACCUUUUAACGGGGGGGGGGGGGCGUGGGGUCACAGUUCAACAGAGCUCCCCCUAGACUCACGCCCUCUUUCCUUACCUUAGGGCACCCGCCAACACAAUCUAGCUGCUGUGUGUGUGUGUGUGUGUGUGUGUGUGUGUGUGUGUGUGUGUGUGUGUGUUUGUGAGAGACGAAUAUGUGCGUGAUUGUUUUUUUUUCCUCUGUGAGCUGUUUGUGUAUCCCACUGUGCCUAAUAUAAAUAGACAUUGCACUGUUUGUAGAUGAAUAGAGUAGUUGGCAUGGGGUCAGGGCGGGGAUUGGGUUGAGGGGGGGGUGGAGGGGGCUAGUUUCCUGUAGGCCACAGCGUUUCUGGAUGGAAAUGGACUCAAGGGGUCCGGUUGGCUUUAUUGCGUGGCGUUUCUAUCUGCGAUGUCCGAUUUGUUGGUUUUCAGCCGCUGGAUCCUCUCAGAUCAGUGGGAGGAGCCCCCCUGCCAACCAGCGGGCUAAGUCAGUUGCGCUUACACCACGGAUGGUUGUAACUUGGCACUGAUCAGUAGAGGUGUCCUUUCUAGAACACCAGGUUGUGUUCAUUAGGCAACAAACAGAACACAGAAACUGAAAAGGUAGGGACUUCUCCAAUAAGGUGUGUUCGUUUGAGUUGUUCUGUUGUGGAACGGUUUUUAACGGUUUUCUUUGGCUCGCACUAAUGAACACAGCCUUGAAACGCAUGUUUGUGCUAACGGGAAGAACAGGAGGUCUAGCUCGGACAACGCCAAACACGAGAACCACUGUGGCAGCUACUAAGACUCGGAGGUUUUGUUGCAGAAUUGAAGUCAAGCGUAAAAGUCCAAAAGUAGCAAGUAUAUAUGCACCUUAAAUCGAAACAACCAAAGAUGACUUGAACUGCUGAAAUUAAAAUUGUAAUGAAGCGUGACACAUGACCGGUUCUUGCCCAACCCUCUCACUUGUCACACUGGCUUAAUCAUUGUAUAUUAUUGUAAUUUCAGCUAAAUUUAAGAAUAAUUGAUGAAUGGAAAAACCCACUGUUUACCCGUAUACAUGCUUUAUGAAAGGAUGUAUUUCAUUACCAGUAUUAAUGCCUAAUCAUUUGAUACAACAAUCAGACAUUGACAAAAUCAUUGUUAGCUGUUAAAGGGUAGGUAGCAUUAUGUGUUCUACUAACCAGACUAUCAAGUGUGGUCGGAGAUCAGGUUACCUUACAUUUUUCAAAAAUGUUUUAAUGUACUGUAUUCAGAUAUAUUUGGAACUGCCCACAAUGCACUACUGUCAACGUAAUAUGGAAAACCUAUUGAGCUAAGCACUCCUCUGGCGUGCUUGAGCUAGUUAACAUUAGCUUAAUGUUCACCCAUUCCUGUGCAGCCUCUGGAUCAUUGCAGUGUAUCUAUUGUGGAAUGCCUAACCUAUAAAUAGGAGUUGACCUACUUUUGAAUUUGUAAUAUAAUUACUCUGGACAGCCUGGCUAGAUAGCUGGCUAACAUGAGCCACUAGCGCACAUCCUCUGUAACAGGAUUCUCAGGGGAGAGCUGAGUGAGGUGCGGUUUUCACAGAAAGACGUGAAACCUAGACAGGCUACUCCACCCUGCCUCACACCGUUAUUGGGCAUUAACAGAAACCCUAAGUCUUCAUCUACACUUGACAUACAGAAGUCCCAGUAUUUCACCAUACCACGGCUUCCAAUCAGGCUCUUCCAACAGCCUCCCAACCUCUUCCCAGAGGAUUCUUCUACCUUUUAUUUCUAAUGUAUACUGUAUGUUUGAAGAUAUUGUAGAGUUUACAUAGCAGGGAAUAGGCUAACCUGCUGGGUUCUCCAUUUGACAUCACAAUCCCCAUUUGAACAAAGGUCAGACAUUAUUUCUCCGGAAUCCUCAUGACAAUCUUCGGAAUUCUUACGUUUUAUGUAAUAUCUUUAAAAUGUAGGAACGUUUAGUUCCACUUCGCGAAUGAACUUCAGAUGUGUAUACUACUGCAAAUCCAUAAUAAUAUGUAUGUUAACAUUAAAUGCUACCUACUCUUUAAUGGGAGAGGGACUUUGGGCAAGUAUAGCCUAGAAAGGACCAUAGAAGGCACACUAUCAACUUUCGGUCUGCCUUAUCUCUGCAGCAUAACGCUGUCUUGGUGUUCACGUUUUUGAAUCCAGUUUGUAAACAAAAACGAUCAAUCCUUGAUGCCUUCUCCAUGCCUCCUGCUUCAUCUGACUCCUAAUGUGAGCCUGUAGUUUAUAUUCCUUUCCCACGAAGAGUCAAAAACUGUUUUGGAGUAUUUAAGUUUGUUGAUAUACGGUAUUUCUUUCUUCUUUGUUUAUUCACGUUAUCACAUGUCCACGAAGUGGGACGGUCUUGUAACGACCUGUACAACAGUUCUGUUCUGCCCUUUGAGUAGGAUAGACGGCCCUAGAGGCCAAACGGCUGUUUUAGCACGGACAUUGAGGGUUUCCACGUCGUACGCAGAGACGAGGUUGCACGUCUUUAUUGAUGACAAGACCGGAGACAUGCUCUGAGGACUGACGCUGUUGAUGUCAUGAACACACGACUUAUAGUCCGGUUUGAGUCCCGUACAGCCCGCUUAUAGUCCGGUUUGAGUCCCGUACAGCCCGCUUAGAGUCUGGUUUGAGUCCUGUAUCAGGCAAUGACGCAGGACAUCCCAGCACCCAGUGACUACCCUUUCAAUGGCCAAUAAAUGGGACGUGUAAUGAGAUGGCCUCUGUCUUCCUGUUUGGUUCUGCCCAGAGUUAGGAGGGCCUGUUGUUUUUCUCCAUCACACCCGUCUGUGUCACUCUUAAGGUUCUGCUUCUGUUGGCCAAAGCUGGUCUUUAAGGAGACGUCUGACCGUGACGCAGACCUGAUCACAUCGCGUUUAAAAUGCCGGCUGGUGCCGUUGGUGCUGCCAUUCACGUGACACCUAUUUGCACUUCUAAAGAGUAUUUGGUUCCCCCUUUCACCAAAUUUUUUGGAUGAUUAUUAUUUAUUUUUUUUAAUCUGCGCCUUUUCUUUUCUCCUGGUGGAUACAGAGUCUGAGGCCGGGUCCUGUGGUGAAAUGCAACUUCUCACCUGCGCAACACCAUUGGUGUUGUCCACCUAACCAACGUUUAGUAGGGCAGCAUCCGGGGAGCGUAGAAAGGGCAAUGUUGUGCCAAUGGCGGGGAGCAACAUUGUGUUAACAUUAAACAAACAACGCUGGGUUUGCUUUUGACGAAGCCUUUCCGAAGUGCCUAGAGCUGUCAGCCACAGCUACCAUAUGCCUGACAGGAUUCCCUGGCACCCAAUGAGCAUGUAUACCUGGAGGCAUAACACAGCUGAAGCAACCAAACAAGACGUAAAAUAAAUGUAAACAUCGACCUCCACGGCAGGUCCAUUUCAGCCCAGUCUAUGAAGUGGAAGGAUAGAUAUAUAAUAAGAGGCAGCAAGUGAAACUUUGCCAUGGUGAUGUUAAGCAAUACUGUUUUUCAGAAUUUACCCUGAGAAACACGGCCUGCGAUCCAGAGCUGACGUUCCAUGAAAUCCUUCCAUUCUCGACUAUGGAAAAUCCAUCCCUUGGGUCACUUAAAAACCUGUGCUUGAUAUAAUCCAACCGACUGUCGUAACUCACUGCAAAACAUUUAAACUUCUAACAAUGUAGAACAUUUUGACCAAAAUGUAUGGUUUAGGAACGUCCGACAAUUGCCCCUUCUCAUUUUGU
Messenger RNA from Esox lucius (northern pike), 6158 nucleotides. Its product is annotated as CREB3 regulatory factor. Lineage: Eukaryota; Metazoa; Chordata; Actinopteri; Esociformes; Esocidae. Gene Ontology annotation, biological process: regulation of transcription by RNA polymerase II; response to unfolded protein. Gene Ontology annotation, molecular function: DNA-binding transcription factor activity, RNA polymerase II-specific; RNA polymerase II transcription regulatory region sequence-specific DNA binding. Gene Ontology annotation, cellular component: nucleus. The record is from RefSeq and is a predicted model, not a curated record. Bases 713 to 2371 code for a protein of 552 amino acids. The transcript has 9 exons.